UAUUGUUCAUUGUCUUCAUUAAAGGAAAUUCUAGUGAUGAAAAGAAAAUUGUAAAUUGAAAAGAACCCGAGGAGUACAAGAAAUUCAUUCCCACCCAGAAAGAAAGAGAUAACUUGCGUAUAUUAACGAUUCUGUGUGCCUCACUCUGUAUAUUCUCCCUCUCCCUUUAACAACAUCACUCCUCGACGCAAAGAACUUAAAUUAAAAUUCCCCACCCUGAAAAAAGUAAUCUUGAUUACAGUUGAAUGGUGCAAACAUAUGAACUGAAUAUUGAAUUGUAGAGAGAAAUAUUGAUGGGAUGGGUGCUCAGAAAAGCAUUCUUGCGGGCAACGCCAAGAUAGACUUCAAUGUUGAUUUCACCCACAAAUUAUGUGCUGCUUUUAUGUUCAACCCUUUCAGGAACAGUGGAAGUCCAUUAUCACUAGUUGUUGGAAGUCUUUGUAUAAAGCACCCAAAUUUAUUUGGUAAGAAUGAGAAGCUUGAUGUGCUGUGGGAUAAAGGGCUUUGUGAUUCCAAUGUCUUGAUUACUUGCCGAAAGACAAGACCAGAAUGGCUAUCACAACAAACUUUUGUUAUUCAGCACUCUAUUUCUCCUGAGAUCGGGAUCCAUGGCAUACCUGUGGACAAUUACUCUCGUACAGGGAGUGGAGAUGUGAAUCUUUGCCGCUUUUCUGCUGGUGUCGAUCUGAGUGAGCCUGCAAGUUCCAACUGGAGUAGCAAAACCAGUAUAAAGUUUGAGCAUGUUCGUCCAAUUAAUGAUGAUGGGCGUUCAAUAAGCAGAGACCUUCAUGGAUUUCCCGUGACUUGCAGUGGAAGUUGUCAUGAUAGUAUGGUAGUACUUAAACAAGAAUCUCGAUUUGCCAAGGCAAAUGACCAUAGUUUCACUCGGUUUAGUCUGAAAAUCGAACAAGGGAUACCAAUUCUUUCAAAGUGGCUGAUCUUCAACCGACUCAACUUUGUUGCAUCAAAGGGAAUAAGACUUGGACCAGCAUUUUUCUUAUCAAGCCUUACAGGUGGCUCUAUCGUUGGGGACAUUGCUCCUUAUCAAGCCUUUUCAAUUGGUGGGCCUGGUAGUGUGCGAGGGUAUGGUGAAGGUGCUGUUGGAUCUGGUAGAUCAUGUCUAGUUGCUAAUAGCGAACUGACAUUACCUCUGAAUCAGAUGCUGGAUGGUGCUGUUUUCUUGGACUGUGGAUCUGAUUUAGGCUCUGGUCGCCUUGUGCCUGGAAAUCCUGCUCUUAGGCAUGGUAAACCUGGAUCUGGAAUUGGUUUCGGAUAUGGACUUCGGUUCAAGUCACGAUUAGGGCACUUUCAGGUCGACUAUGCUGUCAAUGCAUUUCAGCAGAGAACUCUCUACUUCGGCUUCAGUAACCUUGCCUCGGGAUAGUUUCAGUAACCAAAUCAUUCACUUUUCACCCGUGUGGUCUUGGAUUGGAUCUUGGUUUCGUACAGUUUAGACUGUCCCUAAGUUGGAAGAUAGAUACCAAUCUUAUUACUGGAAACGAGUGCAGAUUUUCUCGAGAGGCACAUUCGACUAGCAGGUAUAAAGAGAGUUUUUUUUUUCUUGGCUUACUGUGGGGAACCAGAAGUGAAAUUUUAUCCUUGUCCCACUAACAAAGUUCAGAUUAUGUGAUUUUCCGUCUUGAACACUUCCUUGUAACCAUUUUCUUUCUUGUACACAUUGAUUUAUUUAGGAAAUUGAACAACUUGACAUUUAGUGGGAAAUAUAAUUUUAUUGGUGAAAUGGAGAACUUGAUUGAUUUGAUGUAGGA
Molecule: messenger RNA, 1769 nt
Organism: Olea europaea var. sylvestris
Lineage: Eukaryota; Viridiplantae; Streptophyta; Magnoliopsida; Lamiales; Oleaceae
Product: outer envelope protein 80, chloroplastic
Exons: 12
Coding region: 299-1384 (361 amino acids)
Biological process (GO): chloroplast organization; embryo development ending in seed dormancy
Cellular component (GO): outer membrane
Source: RefSeq, a predicted model, not a curated record